AUGCUGGCGCGCAUCAUGCGUGAGCGCCGCGAUGCGCCGGUGCAGCGGUUCGGCGCAAAGGUGGACGCGCAUGCGUUCGACGCCACCGUUCCCUGGCCGCCGCUGCUGCAUAUCAGCGGCCUGCCGGAGAAACUCAACUCGUCGAACCUGCUGCUGCAGAGCUUCGGGAAGCAAGGCGUCAAGGACGCGCACCCGAUCUACCUGGGGCCCGUUAAAGGGCGGGCCGUCCUCGUCUUCGAGAAGGACCACUCCGGCUGGGAGAGGGCGAAGGCUUUCCUCGAUACGUGCGGCAUGGAGCGGGACGAGGUGGUGCGCCUGCGCGGUGAGGGCAAGACCGAGGAGGCGGCGGCGAAGGAGAAGGCGCGGAUCAAGUCGGAGUGGGUGCAGGAGCACGUGUACAACGGGUGGAAGAACGAGCAGUGGGCGAAGAAGAAGCUGUUCCGCACGGUGGUGGUCUUCCGGAGGAAGAACGAGCUCGAGCAGGAGGUGGCGGAGGCGAAGAGGAUGCAGAAGGAGGAGCAGGACCGGCUCCUGCUGCGCUCCGUGCAGGAGGCGGAGAAGCUCAAGGAGCAGCUGACUGCGCAGAAGGAGGAGGAGGCGGCCAAGGCGAAGCAGGCAGAGGAUGAGCUUGCUGAGCGGAAGGCGAGAGAGGAGCAGGAGAGGCAAAAGGUCGCGGCGCUUGACGCGCAGCUGGCGGAGCUCCAAGAGGAGCGCGAGGUUUCGCGGCGGCAGCAGGAGGAGCAGCGCGCGAAGCAGGUCGAGAAGGACAAGGAGCUCGACGAGGUGCGCGCGGCGCAGCGCGUGGCCGAGGAGCGGCUGCGCCGGCUCGAGGAGGACCUGCGCGAGAACCUCGAUCUCGUCUGCGCGAGCCUGAACCAAAAGGAGGCGGCGCUGAAGGAGUCGGGCGCCUCGUCCGAGACCGCGCGGCAGGAGGAGGAGAUCCGGGAGUUGAAGAGCUUCCAGGCCAAGCUGGAGCAGGACAAGCGCGAGGCGGAGGACAAGGCUGCGGAGGCGAAGAAAGCGGCUGCGGCGGCGAAGACGGCGGCAGAGAACCAGAGCAGUGUGGAGAAAACAACCUUGGAAGGCAUGGCGAGCGAGAUGCAGCUCCUCGAGGAUGGCGUGAGCUUCGCGGACAAGGAGCUCCGCCGCGGCGAUAAUCCCGAGCGGCUUGAGCGGACUGGGAAGUUCGUCGAUCGGAAGGUGGGCGAGCUCGACCUUGACGUGCUGAAGAAGUGCGGCAUGAAGCUGAAGAUGACGGACUACGACGCACACGGGAACCCUGUCCACCUCGAUUUGUGGGUGGCCAACUGGCAGUGCGCAAUCUCUGGCGCCGAGCCAGCUUACUACGACUUGCCCUCUACCUACCCCGCCUUCAAGCCGUCUGACGCCUUCCGUUCUUUCCAGGGCAAGUUUGUCACCGUGCGUGAGGAGGACGAAGUCAUCCCCGGGCGGAGCCUGCGAAUGCCGGGCCUUGGGGGCCGUGCCGUCCAGACCCCAGACACGGUCUGCAGCGCGGCCUUUGUGAAGGACAUCCGGCGCCGCUACCCGAAGGGCGCGGACCGCAUUCUUCGCCACAUCAUGACGACGUGCAACCUGAUUCGGGACUGCAAGGCUGCCAGCGGCUACAGCAUUCCGCGUGUCCUUUGGGACACGGAGAGGGACGCGCCCAUGCGACUGGAGGACAAAAUCCGUUACCUCAUAGAAUUCUCGCGGGCGGGCGGAUCUGCUUAGUUGGAGGACCGUUCAGCGGGGAUAGUCUAGAUCUCCCGGCGCUCUCUCUCUUGCCUCUUUCGCUGGUCUGAUACGUUUGCAGUGUUGGAGAAGAGAGAGGCAGCUGAGGGCGUUUUGAGGAGCCGUGCAUGUACUGAAGCUGGUCCGGCGCUGCGUGUGAAGUCGAUGUGUGGGAUUCGGAUUGGUUUGUACUUUGUUUAUUGUGUCCCUGUGGCCUGUGUAAAUAAAU
Molecule: messenger RNA, 1960 nt
Organism: Emiliania huxleyi CCMP1516
Lineage: Eukaryota; Haptophyta; Isochrysidales; Noelaerhabdaceae
Exons: 4
Coding region: 1-1731 (576 amino acids)
Source: RefSeq, a predicted model, not a curated record